Molecule: messenger RNA, 1112 nt
Organism: Papaver somniferum (opium poppy)
Lineage: Eukaryota; Viridiplantae; Streptophyta; Magnoliopsida; Ranunculales; Papaveraceae
Exons: 6
Coding region: 276-704 (142 amino acids)
Source: RefSeq, a predicted model, not a curated record
GAGGAAAAUGAUGAGCAGCAGGGGAGUGGGAGUUCGGGUGCGAAAGAUGGUGUAAAAGCUUGUUUGCUGCAAAGGAGAUUGCAGACCUUGUUGUUUACAAACUUGUCCUGGAAUUUCGACCAAUGUUGAAGUGAAAGUGCAAAAGUUGCAGGCGCUUGAGGAAACUGUCCUGUCAGUAUCACCUGGAGUGAGUGACAGUGCCCAGGCCCCAGGGCGAGAAGUGUUGAAAAAUCUCUGGAUAUUCUUUAUCUGCUUCUGCCACUUGCAGCAGCUUGAUGCAAGACUUCUCUAAGCUAAAAGGCGAAUUUCGCUUUGAUAAUUUUUUAGUAAAAAUACUUCAUGAAACUUGUUGGGCAACUUUUGGGCGAAGAGGGCAGCACCCUAGAGAAAAUUUUAUGCCUCUUAUGAAAUUGCACCCUGGUAGCAUAGGUGUGGAUGCAAAGCCGGUCACAAAGACCCUUGACGUUUGUGUUUCUCAGCCAGUCACAGAGCAUUAUAACGGGGUCAAAGAUUUGAAAGCUAUAUUGGCACCUAGAUCAACAAAGCCGGAAAAAAAAACGUAUUUCACAGGAUUUUCGACCAACGCUGAAGUGAAAGUGCAAAUGUUGAAGGGCCCGCUUGAGGGUAACAAAUUAAAACAAAUGAGCUGUAGAUUGGAAAUGGACGGCAAAAUGAUAUCUCCUCCUAUAGGUACAUGUCAAUAAUUCACAGUGGUUAUGGAGAAUCUGAUCCAAUCUUCUAUGAGUGUAAACCGUAUAUAGCUACUAACCUUUCCUUCUCAGUAGUGGGCAGUGGUCCAUCUCCCUAGCUAUUAAACUUUUGCGUCAUUUUGCAUAGUGCAAUACGAACUCUAGGGCCAAGAGGUACCUCGCAAUGAAUCCAUAGCCAUCAACGUAGCUUUCAUAUAAGUAAGCAAAGGACAAAGAGCUUUAUUUCUGAUUACGUUCGUACGUCCACUGCACUAAUGGGUACAUUUGUAUUUAUUCAUGUGAAAUGCUCCUUUGGAAAGAUGAAGUGUAUAGUGGAAAUAAGAAAUUGAUUCUAUACGGACAGCUGCCGGAAUCGAAUUUGAAUGCGGCAUAUAUCUAUCUGCAGGAUAUAUAACAUUGUUC